AUGUUCGUGCGACUGCUCGCGCUCGCCUCGCUCGGCUCCGCCGCAGCCCUCACCUACCGCCACGAACACGCAUCACCGAGGCUGUCGAGCGCCGGAGCGCGUCUCUGGAGCCUGCGCGGCGGCGCGACUCGGGCGGCCGGCAGCGGUAAGCCAAAGCGCGACGAGGCGAGGCUCUCCCUCAAGUUUGCGGCGUACGUGGUUGCCUGGGCCGUGGUGCCAACGCUUCUGCGAGUAGCUUACGCCUACGUCACCCUUCCCGCCGCCGUCCCCGCGCCGGCACCGUCGCUGCUGCAGAGCCUUGGGUACGUCUCCGCUCCGGCAGCCUCGGCGCCCGAAGCGCUUCCGCUACCGCAGCGAUGGCAGGUGGCCGUGGCCGCGGCCUGGGUCGCCAACAACCUCGCGGUGAUGGUUCCGGGCCGGUACGACAGCCGCCGCGCCAUGGCCGCGGAGAAGGCAUGCGCGGCCACCGCCAACCUGUUCACACCGAGCGGCUGGGCGUUUGCCAUUUGGGGCCCAAUCUUCGCGGGCGAGUGGCUGAUGAUGCUCUACCUCACCAACGUGCCUGCCGCGGGGGCGGUCGGCGCGGCAGUCGCGCCCGGCUGGGUUGCGGCCCUCUGCGCGCAGGCGGCUUGGCUCGCGAGGGUGCGCUCGCCCCUCCCGCUCAAAGAGGCCGCGGCGAGCGCGAGCGUCGUGGCGGCGGUAGCCGCCGCAGCCUACGUCACCGCCACCACGCGAGACCCCGUGUUUGCGGCUGUGAUUGCGUGGGCGCUCGCCGCGGUCGCCGCCGACGGCGCAAAGAGUGCGCGCGGCCUGGUGGCGGAGGCGACGCUCGACCGCGUUCGCUCCGUGGCGCGGGUGGGGUGCGGCGCGGCGGUGCUGCUGGUCGCCGCGCCUCCCCCGAGCGCCAAGGCGAGCGCCUUCAUGAAGGGCGGUGACGACUCCGAUUCGGACGGCGACAAGAAGCGCGUCGUCCGGUCGCACCGCGACAAGCGGUGGGAUCAGAUGCAGGAGGCGGUGGCGAGCAUGAAGAACCACAUCAAGAUCAACGACUGGAUCGCGGUGACGGAGGACUACGACAAGCUCAACAAGCUCCUCCAAAAGGCGAAGCCCAUCGUCGAGCGCGAGGGGACGCCGACGUUUUACUUUUUGGCACUCGCGCACCUCGAGGAGGCGAACGCGCGCGCGCUGGAGGACAAGGACGCGAAGAAGAAGAUGUCGCCCUCCAACGCGAAGGCGCUCAACUCGCUCAAGCAAAAGCUGCGCAAGGUCAUCGCGCAGCACAAGGCGCAGAUCGACGCCGCCAAGGCGAGCGGCGGCGGCGGCGGCGGCGGCGCGUCGGAGGAGGAGGAGGAGGAGGAGAGCGAGAGCGAGAGCGAGAGCGAGGACGAGGCGCCGGCCGGCAAGUCCAUGUUUCUCAAGAAGCCCGCGCCUGCCGCCGGCGGAAAGGCUGCCGCCUUCAUGAAGGACGCGCCCGCGCCCGCCGCAAAGGCGAAGAAGGGCGGCAAGGCGGCAAAGGCAGAGGCGAAGCCCGCCAAGGCUGCGGCGCCGCCAAAGCCGCAGGGGCCCAAGCCGAUCAAGGACUACAACGAGGCCGACAUCGACAAGCGCCUCGACCAGAUCCUGCAGCAGCGCGGCCGCAAGGCGACGGACCGCAAGGAGACCAUCUCGGUGCUGUCUCAGCUCGCCGACGUGACGAAGCGGCCGUCCAAGCUGGUGGAGCUGCUCGGGCACGUGAUCGCCUUCCAGUUCGACCUGCACAUGUCGAUGCUCGCCGCCAUGCCGACGCCCGUCUGGAAGGCGAUCUUCGACGUCUUCCGCCGCAUCCUGCAGACGCUCGUCGACAACCCGGACCUCAAGAUCGAGGUGCUCGAGGGGUCGACCGUGGUGGACACCACCCAGAUGACCACCGCGGAGGCCGGCGACGACGACGACGAGUUCAUCGACUCUGGCGUCACGCAGAUGACGUCGAACGUGCUCUCGUACCUCGAGCGGCUCGACGACGAGUUUUACAAGUCGCUGCAGCUGCAGGACCCGCACCAGCCCGCCUACGUCGCCCGACUCAAGGACGAGGUCCCGCUCGUCAACUUGAUGCAAGACACGCUCGCCUACUACGACUCCAAGCAAGACCGGUCGGCGGAGAACCUCGCCGACUCUGCGCGCGUCUCGCAGCGGAUCGUCGAGCACAUCUACUACCGCGAGCAGGCCCUCUUCGACACCGCCGCCGAGAACGCGUCCAAGCGCAAGGCGCUGACGCCCGACGAGAUUUCACGAGAUUGCCCGAGAUUGCAAUCGACGUUCUUGUCGUGCGAGCAGGCGCUGCUGCUCGACGAGCGCGACGCGCUGCGCAAGGCGGCGGCGGAGGCGGAGGCGGUCGCGGCCGAGGAGGAGGCGCGGCUGGCGGAGGAGGCGGCGGCGGAGAAGGCGGCCAAGGAGGCGGCCAAGGUGGAGGCGAGCGACGACGACGACGACGAGGAGGGCGAGGAGGACGAGGCGCCGGAGCCGGUCGUGACGGAGAACCGCAAGGCGGCCGACGCGGCGGCGGCCGCCGCCGCCGCCGCCGACCGGGAGUACGAUUCCUUCUCUGUGCCUCGGCCGAUGGAUCUCGCGGCGGAGAUGGCGACGCUGUCCAAGCGGGUGUACGAGCGCGGCGUGGAGCGCUCGUACGGCUACAAGUACGAGCCGCGCGACGGCUACGGCGAGCGCUCCCGCCGGCCGUGGGUCGAGCGGGGCGACCGCGGCGGGCACCACGGCGGCGGCGGCGGCGGCUACAAGCCGUGGCACGAGCGGCGCGAUGGCGAGCACGGCUUCAACCGGCCGUGGCAGGACCGGCGCGACGGCGGCGGCCGCGGCGGCGGCGGCCGCGGGUGGGGCGGCCGCAGCGACCGGCAGCAGCUCGACAACUACAAGGGCCGCCGCUUCUGA
This is a messenger RNA of Emiliania huxleyi CCMP1516, 2922 nucleotides long. RefSeq lists its product as hypothetical. The transcript has 8 exons. The record is from RefSeq and is a predicted model, not a curated record. Gene Ontology annotation, molecular function: translation initiation factor binding; RNA binding; translation initiation factor activity. Lineage: Eukaryota; Haptophyta; Isochrysidales; Noelaerhabdaceae. Bases 1 to 2922 code for a protein of 973 amino acids. Gene Ontology annotation, biological process: translational initiation. Gene Ontology annotation, cellular component: eukaryotic translation initiation factor 3 complex.